Messenger RNA from Pocillopora meandrina, 15281 nucleotides. NCBI's taxonomy places the organism in Eukaryota, Metazoa, Cnidaria, Anthozoa, Scleractinia, Pocilloporidae. The record is from the annotation of a GenBank genome assembly.
GCUCUUAUAGUACAACUAAGUAGUCCCUAUUAGGAUCAGGGGUUGCACCGUUUCCAGGCAUGGGAGAAGUAAACGCGGAAGAUGUUCUGUCCCAUUUGAAAGCUGUUUUCGAAGCUUGUGACCAAAAUGGCGACGGUUUUGUGAAGACGCAGGAUCUUCUAAGCCUCGGCCAAGAACACGCUAGUGUUGGAUUUGAGGUAAAUUCAAACUGUCCUUACCACUGCUUACUUUGAUUUUGAUCAUCAUUCAUGGGCCUGUACCAUGAAGCAGCAGUAGAUAAUAUUUAAACUGUAUUUGAGAUACGUGAGGACGGAGUUUUUUUUUGUAUUCCCAAUCAUAAACAGAGAGUGAGUACAUGAAUCUGCGUACAUAGAGACGUAAUUUUCGCGACUAGUCAGCGUUUGGGGUUUGUUUCUUAGUGAUAGAAGACAAUUUGCUUCGACCGAAAUAUUUCAAAUGCAAAAAUUGUUCUACGAUAAAUUUAGUGGCUUUUGAAGAGGCUCGAUCGCUCCUUUUGUAGUAUCGAAAAGUGUUGUUUUAUUUGCACUCUCGCCUGUCAUCUCUUUCGCCACACCAGGUUAGUUUACUAUUACCUUGGUGAACCGGUCAUUAACAGGAAGACAAUUCUAAAAUUUUCUGCGGAAACAGCGAUCAAUCGGUUGAUAUCCUUGAAAUUAUUUUCUUCGUCGUUCCCGAUCUCCAAUAUCAAAAUUGAGAGUACUGUGAACACUUUUUCCAAAUUCGUUCGCAACCGAAUGCCUCACUUCCUUAGCGGUGAGUGUUGAUUGUUGUUAAUGUAAAACUCAUUGAUAUUCUACCAUUCUCCUCUACCACUAGGAGAUAAAAAUUCUGAUCGAAAAGCUCGAUCCUGAAGGGUUUGGGCAGAUAAGCUUUGACGGGUUUUGUAAAGGAAUACACGAUUUUUUAGGUAAGUGAUUUUUUAACAUCAUUGCCAACUGGUUGGUGAAAUAUCAGUUUCUAAUCAUAUUGCGUUAUGUGCAAUUGUGAAGGCUUCCAAUAUGAUAUUAGCUCAGGUGAAUAAUAUUCGCUGACGUGAAAGUCCGAGAUCGAUUCGAGAACCGACAAUAGAUGUCUUUCUAGAUGGUGUCUGUAUGAUAUUGAAAUGUUUUCAUCUCCCUAGGGGCCAAUGGUGAUGUCAAUAAUGUAAAUGAAAAAAAUUCGCACAAGUUAGUGGAAGAUGAUUCUUUCCCAAGACUGACAAUAUCUGUGGUGGAAAACGACCAACAGGAAGAUAGCUGCUGCGAGGUACUUUGAAAUUCAUUAAUUUGUUUUUCAAAACGUGCCAAAUGGUUGCUCAUUUAGUCCACUGAGUGAUGCGAGAAAAUUAACCACGAUUUCUUAUGACAACGAGCACUUUAAGAUUUUGGGAAUUGGCUAAGAGACACAAGUUUGUAUACACAAAUGUCAAGACACAAUAUUUCAUUUCGUGGGAAAAAUUUUUCGUGAAGUUUCUCAGGCUUUUUUAUCUUUCAUUUUCUAUUAAAGUUAUUUCUUUUCUUUUCAGUUUUGCCAUGUUAAUUGAACUAUAAAAAUUAAUAUUUAUGUGGAUUAGUCAGUGAUGUAAAUAGGUUUCUGACUGUGCAUAUCCUUGCAAUGUUUAUCUAUGCAUCAUUGAAGCUCAACAAGUUUAGACCAGUUAAUGUGAUACACACGUCAUUGGAUUUGCACUUUUUAUCGAAUUUUGCGUCAUAUUUUGGGAGAUGCCUAAAAUAUAUUGUGAUCUGGUGUCACUUCAAAUUUGCCGGAAGCUACAGCUUUAGUUUCUGCCAUUUUCAAAGUAGGCUUACAUUGCUGAAAAGCAUUCAGUUUUGGUUGGUUUACUCAAUUAUUAUUUUUAUUGUGGGUUACUUGAAGCUGAAAACAAAACUAAUUAAAAUGGAAAAACUGGUGAAGUUCAGAAACUGUGUUCUCUUUGUUACACAAUCCUGUAUUUCAGAGGUUUGCAUAAAAGCUAGUUACCACUGGUCUGCUACUGCCUAUAAGACCUCUUACUGCUCAGCCUGUGAGCAGCCUCUCAUGUUUGGAUUUGCCUUACAGCCCUUUGGCAGUUGCUUAUGGAAAAAGUUAUUAAAAACCCUGGUGUAAUUUUGUGGAAUAUUUAAAAGCCAUAUGGAGUGCGUGGCUAUGUUCAAACACUUUCAAUAAAAUUUGAGCAAAUGGUGGUAAGGGGCCAUAAGAUCCACAGUGUGCUCUUACUGGUAAUUGUCUUCUUCUGAAAUUUGGACUAAGGAUAAUUUAUGUUGAUGAUUAUCAUGAUGAUAAUGACAAUGACCACAAUACAGUGAAACCAUCAUUCUGCCCAUAAGUAUAAAUGGGUGGUGGCAAACUGUCACAGAAGCCUAACAAAAUGCAGGAGGAGGGAGUGGGGUAACUUGCAAUGGACUAGCAUGCCAUCUUAGGGGAAUGGGAAUAAUUUCAGUUGUCUCUUGCUCUGUAGACGUGGAUAAGUCCUGGCACUUUGAGUGCCUCUUGCCUUGAUUGCCACUUCUUGAAUGUUACUUGUACCUUUUGUAAAGAUCUGUGGUACUGAUGCAAUGUUCUCUUUUCAGAGAGACAGUACUUACAGUACAGCAUCCACAAAUGAGUAUAAUGGUGACGACGAUGACAAUUUCCAAGAUGAGCCACAACCUUCAAAGUUCAGUCGUAAUCAAAAACAAUACUCUACGUUCCCACCCCCCACAGGACCUCGGUUAAAACACCGUGCAACCUUACCAGCCAUGAAUGUUGAUAUGUAUAGUGAUAGACAUUCACACUCGGAUACCAGUGAGUAUCAGUCUGAAGAAGGAUUUGAAGGAUUUGGAGAAAGCUUCAGUGAGGAUACAGCAUUUGAAGAUACUCCAACUUUACAAAGGGACCAUCCAUAUUCUGAACGCAUCCUAAGAAAGUAAGUUUUAAGUGUUUCCAUCCAACCACUACAAUGUUACAUGUAACAAUGAUUCUCCCCUUUUGAUGUCUAGUUUUUUCCUUUUGAAGUAAAUCAGAUUUUGGUGUUUUUUAGACCUCUACCAUAAUGGUGGGCACAAUUGUUUUUCUUUUAUGUGCAGGAAAAUAUGCCUUUUUGGUGUCGCUUUUGAGUCAUUAUAGUAUGUUUUUUAAACAGUUUGUUGUGGCUAAAAAUGGAAAGAAUACUGAUUAGAGAGAGAAUUGUAGAAUAAAUUUUUGCAGUAUUUAGAAGGAUAUUGUAUAUCAUGAUUAUAUCUGCUUCAAUUUAGGGGAACUCCAAUCUUAAAACCAUAUGAAGUCACUCUUUUACAAAGCUUUUGUUGUAUAUUUGUUAGUUAUAAUCUUUAUCAUUUAUUUCCUUUUGCAAUAGAAGAUCAUCAGCUGCAGCAGCUGCAUUUUCAAGGUAAACAGGAUGCACUUAUUAAUAAAUUUUAUGAAUGUAAUUUUAUAGCACAUCAAACAAGAGUAAUUGUUUGGUAAAGAACAUUUUAUGGUCAUCAUUUAGAAUUGCUAUUCUAAAGAGGUGAAAAAUGUUAUGUGUGAUUUAUGAUGACACCCUUGAUAAAAUAAUUGAGAGAGAUAGUGAGGUAUUUUGUCAUUAAAAAACAAUUCCCUCCCCCUUCCCCCCUUCCAUCAGCACCACACACACACACUCCUAUUUGGAAUUAUAUAUCAUAGAACUGUUUUUCAUUCAAUCAGUAGUUAGAAAACAAACUACAGAGUGAGGUAUUUUGUGCUUAUGUUCAGUGUAAGCAUUUCUUGGCUUCUCUCUCUCUCUCUCUCUCUCUCUCUCUCUCUCUGUCUGUGUUAUGUACAGUAACAGUAAUGCCAUUGAUAAUUCUGUAUUAUUGGAAUUACUGUAGCUGCCGUUGGCAGUCACUAACACAUUGUUCUCAACUGACGACAGUAAGAUGCCACCUGUAUAGAUCUUUAUUCCUGCAUGAUCUAAUUUAUUCUCAUUGAGACAACACUUUGUAUUAGCAAAACAAAUCACCUCAUUCAAAAUAUUAAGUUUCACUUUAGAAGCAGUAAAAAAAAGAAUACAUGACAAUAUUCCACUGUUCCUGUUUUCUGACUCACAACAUUUAACUUCAAAAUUGAUUAUAAUUAUACUGAUGAUAAACUGUUCUCUUGAUUGCCUAAUGCACUACUAGUUUUUACCAGAAAGUUUGACAUUUAUACUUACUCAGAACUCUCUCUCUCUCCCUAUUUUGUUACAUUUUUCUGUAGCCAUCAUAUGCAUCUUUAUAAAUGUCACUCGGAAAAUCCCAGUAGACAUAACAGUUUUGAUGACCUGAUGGUUGAUCGAGCACUGUCAGAUAGUGAGGCUGGGACUUCAAUGUUUCUUCUAACAGAGGUUUGUGGUCUCAUGAUUUAAAACUCUUUGUGGUGAAAAUAGAAAUACAUUUCUGGUACCCAUAACUAUACAGAGAGUUUGCAUAUGUAAUUUUUUUUUUUACAGCAACAUGCAUGUACUAAUUGUGAUUUGUCAUUCUAGGGUUUGAAAUCCCUAUUGAUCAUUUUACCUUACUUGCAAUAUGUAUGGUGAUUAAUGUAGUAACUGUUACUGUUAUUUAGUGUUCCAAGCCAUGACCUUUUGUGUUGCCAUGGCAAAUAGUAAAAACGAUUUUGGCAUCUCAAUUUUCAGAUUGGCAGUCUAUGUUCAGUGGUUUUUCCAUAAGCUAAUGUGAGAUAAACUAUUGCAUGAAAAAUUAUUUAUGUCUUGUAUUUCCCUUUUUCUUCCUGGUUGUAUAGUGAGGUAAAUGGUCUUGAGUGUUUGGUUUGGUUGAGCUUAGAAGCACCAUUAUUGAUAUUUAUGUCUAUUACUUUUACAGCUAAAAAGACUGUCUUCACAAGUGUCAUUAUUACAAGAAGACCAUGCAAUGCAAACAGAUAAACAGAAUAAAUUUAGAGAAGAAAACAAAUUAUUAUGUACAAGGUAAGAAGAGUACAUGAUUCUUUGAUGAACUAUUUCACUUAGACAGUUGCCCACCUUUGUUUGCUUGCUAAAGCUAAAAGUUAAUCUUUACUUGCAGUGUAUUAAACAAUUAUUCCACAAGCACGCUUUGGAUAUGAGAUGAAAAAAAGCCAAUGAGACCAGUUGGGCCAAAUUGGCUAUAAUCAUUUCAUAUCCAGCAAGUGUGAGUGAAAUAAUUGUUUUACUAAAAAAGCCCCAAAAUAUAGAUAAAUCUUCACAACCUUAUUUUAUAAGAACAAGUGGAAUGUUACAAUGUAUAAAAACACUUCUGGUUUAACUUGUCUUCAUGCGCGUGCAUAGUGUAAUUAACAAAUAGAUUCCAAGUUGCCAUGCAUCUGUUCAGUAAUAGAUCACAGAUGAUGUCAAAAUGUGGUAAGAACAAAAAAGUGGCACACGAGGCACAGCCGAGUGUGUCACUGAUGAAUAUCUGUGAUCUAUCUGAAUAUCUGUGAAUAUCUGUGAUCUAUAUUACUGCAAUCUAUAUUACUAUUAUUACUGAAUAUUUGUGAUCUAUCUGAAUAUCUGUGAUCUAUUACUGAACAGAUGCAUGGUAACUUGGAAUCUAUUUGUCUUAUAUAAUAAAGAAUUAAAAAAAGUUUUAAUGAUGACAUCAUCUAUACGUCUGUCCACCAAUAGAUCAUAAGUGAGAACCAAUCAGAAUGUGUGUAUAACUGAGCUUAUUAUAUAAUGGUUCAUAACCCAUAAUGGCCAAGCCAAUGGAAACUCUUGAAUUGCAUUAUCCAAUGAUCCAGUUUUUGAUAAAAGGAUCAAUGCUCUGGCAGAUGUGACUAUGUAUACAUUUAUUAUCUUUUCCUUUGUGUGAAUUCAUUUGACAAUCAAAGCAUCUUAGGUUGGUGAUCAUUUCUUUUAUUCUCGUUAUCUUAACAAGUGAUUUAGCAGUAUAACUGUAAGAAGAAAUUAGAUGCUGGUCACUCUUAGGGUUUAAAGGAUGGAGCCAAAAGAGAAAACAUGUGUCAGAUUAGUUGUGAUCACAUUAAACCAGCUAGUCUCCGGCAGUUCAAUGUAGCUCUGUCCUUUGGUUCCUUGCAGUGAAAAUGUGUCCAAUAUUAUACUCAAGGCUAAAUGCAUUUGUUAAAGUCUGAUUUUUCUUCUUUUAAAAAAGAUACUUCCAAAAAGGUGUGAAUUAUAUCCUUUGUUGUAAUUGUUGUAUGUUGAUACCACCAGUGUUUCACAGAGUUUCUGUAAUUUUAACCAACCAUUUAUGGUGAUGCUAGGAAAAUAUUUGGUAGGAACAUAUAUUAGCUCUCUUGAUUAUUAGUAAAAUUUUGAAGUCCAGAAUCAUAGAGGCAAAAUGGAAGUCAAUGAUAGGGAUUAAUUUCAUCAGAGAAAUCAAAUUUUGCUCUUUCACUUGCUGUAUUCUUAAAUUACACCUUUGUACAUGUUGUAAUACUGAUUUGAUGUUUAGAUGAUGAUUUGAUCUGUGAAAUGCAUAAAGUCAUAACAAGAGCAUAUAAAGCUUUUAUAUAUUUAAUCAGCUUUGCAGAAAGGCCAUCAAGAUCACUUCAGAUGCUUUCAAUCAUUUUACAGUAAUUGAAGUAUGUUCAACUGAUAGUACAAUAUCACAAUAAUGUUUUGUUUUAACACUAAAACUUGCUUAUGUGACUUUGUCUUCAGUGAGAAGCCUCAUUUGUUAAGCUAAGGGCUAGAAAAAAUUUGGGAGAGCUUUAUGUUUCAUUGUCACUAGAAUAAUUUUUUUAACUAUCUGUUUUUAUUUAAGCUAGUAACCAAUUUCUUGACAACAUAGGAUGAUUUUACAUACUGUCAAACAGAAAGGUGUUGAGUUCAGUUACUGAGUCCAGUAACUGGCAGCAAUUUGGAAACAGAUGGCUUCAACAUAAAAUUCCCCUUCCAUCACAAAUGUUAAAGCCAGCACAAGAAGCACAAGCGUCAGGCAAAUGCAAAAGAUCAGUAUGAAAAAAAAAAGGAUCUGUGCCUGUGUAAUACUGAUAUGCACAAGAUCUUUUUUUAUUAAGACUUUUAAGAACUAAAUGGGUUUGUGAUUAACAUAUGAAUCAAUCAGUAAAGUUUUUUUCAACAAAUGCUAGUGUGUUGUGACUGCCACCAAAAUUUGGAAAAUGCGAAAUUUUUGCAAAUUUUGACUAGCAAAAAAUUGGUUAAUAUUUUUAUUUGCUCUAGUGUGACCCAGCCCAUGGCAUUCUUUUAAAGAAAAGGUUCGUUUCACCCUUUACAUCCUAACAUCAGCAUGCAUAUUCUCUUUACUGUUCUCUAUACAUUUCCCAAGGUGCUGACAAGGAGAAUUUGUUUAACAAUCAAGAGCUUCUUUUAGUUGGCAAUGGUUUCCUUUAUUCUCAUUACUUUCAUGUGUGAUUUGAGGGUGAUAUUGUGUGAGGUGAAAUAAGAGGUUGGUCACUUUCAUGAGUCAAAGGGUUAAAGAAUGAGAGAGUCUGCAAGUGAAUCAGGGGGUAAAACAAACAAAAUGUUGGAGGGUGGCCCUCAGAAGACUAGUGUCUUAUUCAGGACAAUCAGCAAUGCAGUAAGUUUAGUUUCUUUUCUCUAAUUGUUAGUUCAGUGUUAUGAACUUCAGCUUUAGGCUGAAGAAGACUUUUCUUUUCUUACUUAGAGAGGUUAAUGUUUUGCAGAACUGUAUUUUUAAAUCGUUAUUAACAAUCAUUUUAUUAUGAUUAUUUCUUACCAUUUGAUAUAUUUUUACAACAACUCGGCUUGUGAUGCUCAGUUGUGUAACACACAUUUCCAAAUUUUCAAAACUGAUAUUUAUAGAAUCAUUCACAACAGAGUCCAAGACGAUUUUGUUUAUGAUGAUGAACUAAAGGGCAAAAAAAAAGUUUAAUUUCAAAAUUACCUUAAGUGCAAACAACCUGUAAAAAUUAAUCAUCUUGAAGCCUUGAAUAAAUUUGUGUAUAUUUUGGCAGAUAGCUGAUAUGUUCUUUAGUUUACACAAUGUUUUUACAUUUAAAAAGAUCCCAGCUGCUUGGUAUCUGUUGAUUGAUAGAGAGUUUGUUUUCUGUUGUUUUGUUCUUUUUUUAUGGCUGAGGUAUGUUGUUUUAUUUUAGCAGACAUCCCUCUGUGCCCAUGAACAAUAUCAUAAAGCUGUGGUUUAUUCAAAUGAGCCACAACCUGCUUCAACCUAUUUAAAGCCUUUUGGCUUUUUUCAUGAAUAAUUAACUUGCUUUUGAAGUGACAUCUGCCCCAUAUUUGCAUAAAACAUAGUCAGAUUGAAAUUCAUUUCCUUAUCAUAAAUGAUGCACCUGAAACCAAUAGUGAGAGAAAAAUGUUUAUGAAGGAAAUGUUUUGGUGUUGAUUCAUCAUUCUAUUCUUAGGAGGUGAGCAAGUUUUUCUUUGCAAUAUCAGCUAAAUGCUUCAGCAAGCCAAACCAUAUUGUAUUAUUUUGAAUAAGUUGAGGUUGUUCAAUGUAAAGAGGGCUUUAAGAAUCUACUGCUUCUGGUAACAUAUUGUUCUUGCUUAGAGAAUGAUUGUAAGCCAUUUCCAUAGAUGGAUAGCUUUUUUAACAUUCCCCUCUUGUCCUACAAAGGCAAGUUUGUAAAACGUAUUUACCAUGUAGCACACUACAAGCUUGUAAAUCCCUUUUAUGAUUCACGUCUGUAUACUGUCAACUGAAUUCAGGUUUUUUUGGUUAAGAUUUUUCGCUAGAUUACAUUUUACUUUGUAAUUUAUUAUAUCUAUGUUUAUUUCCUUGUGAGGAAUAAUUUUUCUUUUCAUAGAAAUGAGUGAUCGAAAUAUAACUGUUAAAGAAUAGAAUAGAUUAUGUGUGUUUUGGUUGAUUUCCCUUCCACUCUGGCUGAAAACUUGAUAUUACAGCCAUUAAGAUUGAAAUUAUGAAAUCUUGACUUGUUUGAUGCUGUGAAUUAGCAAUUUUGUGUCACAACAUGUAAGUUAAAAGGGAGGAAAGAUCAUGGUAAAGUGUGUAGUUUUGUUGGAAAGGUGACUUUUUCAUUGAAUAACAGAUGUUUACCACACAGUAGUAUUACCAUAUUGGGCAAUAACAUUUUAGUUUUGAAAGUGUCAGUUGAUAUUUGCUUGUGAAGGGAAAGUUUUAUGGUAGCUAAAAAUGAAUAUUUCCAUCAGUCAAAUUUCUUUGCCAUGAAUGUAUCAAAGUCAAUCUCAUAUUCUUAGGGUUUAUGUUCAGCUAGAACAAUAAACUUGUGUUUGCCUUGUAAUGGUUAUUUUAAAAAGAUUCAGGACACAAAUUACAAAUGGCAUAGUUUUUCAGAUUUUAAUUCCUCUUUAUGGAUGAAUCUCUACAAAUUUUCUUAGUGGCAAUAGCAUCUGGCUGAAUGAAACAUUGUACCAUGUCGAUUUUAAGGCUAUUAUUUUGAUGCUGGCAUCAUGCAGUUCGAUAAUUAUUUCAAUCAGUUCUCUAUUUUUCAUCUUCCAUUUUCAAAAUGGAGGAUUUCUGUUUUAAUUAAAUACUUUUUCUCUUUAGAAUUUGACUGCUCUUUCAUACAAUCAUACAUUAACUGUGACCAACAUUGGUCAGGUUUUAUCUCAGUUUUUUGAUUGUCUUAACAUUUUGACUCACAAUCGAAAACACAACAACCAAAAACAAUGAAUAAAAUGAAAAGGAGUAAAUUGGAACAUCUUUUUAGACACCAAGAAAUUUCUUUUUCUAUUUUUUUUUAAGUCCUAUUAUGGUAUCUUAAGACCCUGAAGGGUCAAAGCACAGAUUUAGGAUAUUAAUAAUAAAAUUAUUUUCUUGAUUUCCUUUUAUUUUAUUAUAGAAUAAAUGCAUUAGAAGAACAACUUGAGACUCAAAAAGUUUCAACAGGGAAGCAAGUAGAAGAAGAAAGUUUGAGAUAUAAAACAGCUUUGGUAAGUUUUGACUGAGGUUUGUUUGACCAAAGUGUUUUAAUUUUGGUUUUUGUUUUAGCUUCUUGUGGAUUACCUUGAGUUCAUCUAAGGAAAGUUUUGAAUCUGCCAAUUAAAUAGUCAUAGGUAACCACAUUCGAUGUUUAUUUCCAGUAGAUAUUUGUGUCCAUGGUUUUCAUUGAGUGUUUGAGAUUGGAGGACUUGGACCAUUACAUGCAAUUUUCUGUCCAAAUUUUAAUGGGAAGGUCUCUAAUGGUUGCAAAUCACUGAUUAUUUGUCUCUGUUACCUCAAUCUUGGCAGAAUUUUUUUCAAUAAGUAUGAUAUUUUUGUAAUGACAGAAUGUCUUUUGUUCUCCUUCUCAGAACAAAUUAGAGAGAGAAAAUGAACAAACGUUAGAAACACUUAACAGAAAGUAAGUGGUGAAAGAUGUGUCUUUUUUUUUUUUUUUUGCACUGUUCUCUUUAGUGCAGAAUGAGUUAAGCUCUUAAAUGUAUGAAAAAGUUGCUGUGGUUGUAGAUUAUUUAGAUAUUUUAAAGUAUGAGUCUUCUGAAUUUAUUUCUGUAAUAUCAUGACAGCUGAAUCUUAAUAUUUGAAAGUAAAAAGACAACACGAAGUUUGUGGGGAUAAACUUCACAAAGGUUAUCUUGUGUAAGGUUAUCCUUGGGACAUCAUAUAUUAUAUACUUGUAUUAAAUAUAGAACUAAUAUGAUUAUUAAUUAUUUCGUUUAUCUGUCAUAAUAAUUCUACUUGCUGUGAGUAGAAUUUUAUGACAAAUAACUGAAAUGAAUCUGAUCAAAUUCCUGAAAACCACUAAACUUUGCAGCAUUUUCAACAUGUGGCUUUGUAGCUAAGUUGAUAAUGUUGAUCAACAAGUAUCUUAGAUAUUUUGGGUUUAUCAGCUGAGUUGUUAAUGUAAAGGAGAGUCUAAAACUGACAUUUCAAAGGGUAGUCUUUGGUCGGUUACUCAGGUGAUAAAAACCAAGUUAUCUUGUAAUAUCCCUCACUGACACAGCACUACAGUUUCUUUUAAAACUUACCACCUUUAUUCAAGUUUCUUAGACCUGAGGCACAAGUUGGAACCCUUUCAAAACAGAAAUUUUUGGACAACUUUUCACUUGCAGUUUCUUCAAUUGCAAUUUAGUUGUAAGACUUUUAUGAUUUAAAUUGGCUUUCUUUAACUUUACAUGCUUUAUGUAACAUUUUCUUAAAUUUUUUUGGUAGGUUACUUCAAGCCGAAGAGGAAAUAGAACUUCUUAAAAAAGUGGAGCCUAUGUUAAGAAGAGAACUUGAUUUAUGUCAUGAGGUUAGUGCACGUAUCAUAAAAAAAGUAAUUCUACUGGUAAUUAUAACAAUCACAUUGCAGAACAUUAUCAACUUCCAAACUGUACUAUUGAUUGGGACUCUGUGCAAUGCCUAACCUACAGUACUAACUAUUGUCAAUGUCUGACUCUGGAAAGCUGGUUCUCUUACAGAGAACAGACUCACCUCCACAGGUGUCAACAACCAGUGGCACCAUACAAACAACUUUUUCACGACAUUAAUGUGGCAAACCAACUCAACAGAAGGAUCUAACAUUAUCGACAGAUCAAAACCAACCAAUCAAAACCCAACUUACACCACUUAAGCCUUAUAGCUAAUAACAUCAUGGUUUAAUUGACUUAUCAGUUUGCACCAACAGCUUCCCACUUGACUCUGAUGAUGGCACUCAGAUUGUUGAAACAUCAGUCACCUCCACUGACAACAGCCCUUCUCUAGACUACCCUCAUCACAACAACAGAUCACAUGAUCAAAUGCAUCCUGUUGCAGUUUUCUUCCAUACCGUUCAUUAAAAAAACUCUCAGCUACUCCUUUUACUUGUUUCUGAAGCCCUACACUAGCUGUAAAUGUUGCUUGUUAGUCAUGCUAAUAAUAGAAUGUGUUUAUAACAGGAUAAAAGAAGGCUUCUAAAACAAAUAGAUAGCCUUGAACUUCAACUUCAAAUAAAAACAGAUGAAGUCACUGAGCUGAAAGGGAAGCUAGAUGCUGAAAGUAAGGGACGACUAGAAGAUCACCAUGAACAUGACCAGGUCAGUGAAAGUGUGCAACUAUGUUUUGUGUAGUUGCUUGGAAAUUAAUACUAAGACUGUUCAGUGGCUGCUCAAGUCAAUUGAAUGGAUUAAAUUUACUGUUAACAAAAAGGUUAGAAAUAGUCACUGAGCGGGAAUUUGUAUGGAAGAGAAACUUGUAAUAUUGCAUUUUGACUUGAGGGUCACAUAUGUCAGAGAAGACAAAAAAGAGCAUGAACAUGUCUGAAGUUGGUCACAUAUAUCUUUAACUUUUGAUGUCUGCCUGUAGUCAAGCAGAGUUGAAAUAUUUAUAUUUUCAGAGGAUUUUUUGCAUGUUUCAUGUAAAACUAAUUAAAGGAUUUCAUUGUUAAUUAUGUGUUCAUUUUUUUAGGAGCUUGCACUAGUCUCUGAGCAACUUUCAGUACUGGAAAAGUAUAAGCAGGACGUAGAUCACAAAUUGAAAGACUUUCAAAAUAUGGAACAGCAGAAGACAGACUUAGAAAGACAUAUUCAGUCACUGAUAAAGGUACAAUGAAGUAUUUGUAGAUAGACUGUCUUCAGCCAUGGGUGAAUACUAACUCAUUCAAGGCAACUUGCAUGUUACUAUGAUUUAAAGUGUGCAUUACAUCAAUAAAGCUGUCACUAAAAAAGAGUCCAUUUUUUAUUUCAGGAGAAUUUGAGCUUGAAAAAUUCAAAAGAAGAGCUCAAUGUACAAUUACAACAGGAUGGAUUCUUUGGUGCUGAACAGGUGGGUGUACAUGAAUAUGUCAUUUUUCUCAUUGUUUCCAUAUGAUUCCUCUAGACCAGCAUUAGAAUUUUCUGAUUGGAUUCAGAUCAAACACUAAACUCCCAAGCUUGGCCAACAAGGAAAUAUGUAGUCAUCAGUAAGGAGAACUUGUUCUUUGACAUUGGGAGUAAAAUUAAAAAAUGGCACUAUUUGAAUAGAAGUUCAUUUUGAGGUCAACCCAUCUUUACCUUUUUGAACCCUUUAACUCCCAAGAUCUGAUUGUCAAUUCUCCCCUCUAGCUGCUACACAUAUCCAUGUAAGUAAGUUACGAGAAUUUGGUGUUAGAUUGAGAUAACAACUUCUACCUGAUAAGUUUGAGUAUUCUCAUGACCUGUUUGCUGGAUAAUGUUUAGAUAUUACAUGGAGAAGUUAAAUGUUAAUCACUUCUGGGAGGGUUGAACAUGAAAUAAUAGCUUUUCAUAAUUACUCCUUCUGACCCCUUCCAAUAACUAUAAAAGUUUGUAACUGUAUUUGAUGUUUAUUUAUUUUCUUCUCUUUUAUUCAUUUUCACCCUACUGUCAGAAUGCAUAUUCCCCAUACCGUUCUCUGUGCAAUUUCUAAGGUGCUGACAAGGAGAAUUUGUUUAACAAUCAAAGCUUAUUUAGUUGGUGAUCAUUUCCUUUAUUCUCAUGACCAUAAUGUAUGAUUCAAUGGUGAUAUUGUAAGGAGAAAUUAGAUGCUAGUCACUCUCAAGGGUCAAGGGUUAAUAAACUGCUGUUUUUUCUUUUGACCUCUUGCAGAAAGGAUCAUUGGCUGAUGAACUUGUCACAGCUGACAAAGAAAAAAUCAUCAAUGCUCUUAGAGAUCAAGAGGAAGAAAACAGAAGGCUAAGAGGUUAUCUGGACGGAUUAUUGAUGAUGAUCAUGGAACAUAAUCCUGCCCUCCUUGAACUACGAUAAGGCUUCCUGGCACCUAGUUUAAAGCAUACGUAUCAUUUGUCAUUGUUAACAGAUACACAGUACCAUGCACAUUGUGGCAAAAUAGAUGUUGAAUUUUAUAUUUGUAUGACAAGGGUUGAAAGGUAAUAAUUAUGAACAAUUUUAUGAAAGACCUGACACCUUAGUGUUAGUCUAUUAUGAGUGUAUUUAUAUCCAGAGAGCAAAGUCUAUUUUUAUCUUUCUCAAGUCAUGUCUGACAGGCGUGGCUACACAAAGUGGCCAUGCAAUCUUAUGGACUUGGCCUUCUUUGCAUUCAAGAAAGAACCAGAAACUAGAAGCACUUUUUAUUUAUGUGGCUAACUUGUUUAUUUUGGUGGAAUAUCAUUCAGAGAAACAGAAUCCUGUAUUCCUGUUUUCUUGCAUAACAGCAAUGUAGAGCAUUUGCCUCAAAAAGAAUCACUCGCACACCUUGAAAAGGAGGGAAAGUGAUGUUUUGAAGACAAUUUUAAUUGAGGGAGACCCUGAAUAUAAAAGACUGCAUUUUUGAGUCAUUAUGGACAUCUGUGCCAUGUAAGACUGUACAAAUAUGCAAGGAAAGAAAAACUUUAAAGAGUGAUGACUGCUCACAAGUUUCCCAAAAUUGUGAGUGACUGAGUGAUUUGAUAGACCAUUUGCAAUCUUAAAUUUUAAAUCGCUUUUGUUUCCCCUAAGAGCGAAGGUGCCAGGAACAUUAAUCAUCCAAUGCACAUUGAUGUUUUUGAACGUAAUCCCUGCAUUUUUUGGUGUACUUUACACAUCAUAAAAUGGAAAAUUUUUUUUAAAUUUUGAAGAUUUAAAUUAUUUGAUACCUUUAGUGUAAAUAGCAACAAUUUCCUUUUAUAAAUUGUGAAUUCAGAUUGGAAAUUAGUGAAUUGUGCAACUUUUUAAGGUAUGUUGGAAUUAAUAAUCCAGAAAUGUCAGUUGUGAAAUUUCCCCUCUUGCAGAUGAACAAAACAGUAAGGACCACAAAUUUUUUUUCAUUAUUCAUUCUCUUUAAACCACUUGCAUUGUGGGAUUAUAGCUGACAAACUCUGAAGAUAGAAAUCCCUUGGCAUUCCAUGAUGCUGUCAGUCAUCGUUGACCAUUUAUGGAUUGAGUUCAAAGGUCAUGCAUAGUUGUGAUUGAUGGAUGUCACUCUAUGUAGUAAUAAUAUUUGACAACAAAAUUAACUAUUUAAAUGUGUUAUUAGAGUUUGAAUGGUAUUCACAAGCAUAGUAAGUUAGAUUACUUAACACCUCUUCUAAAGUGCCAUCAUGUUGUGCUCACUCUCUUAAGGUUUCUGGUCCAAGAACUUAUGUAAUACUAUUUAGUCUAAACAUAUUUUUUUGUAACUCAGACACUUUAAGGAGUGACGUUUUAAAUAGAUAAAUGACUUUAAUUCAUGCCAUGUCUUUUUGAAGCGGUUAAGUUCAACCUAUUAAUGGUAUAGGUAGUUGCAUUGGAAAUUAGAAUACCUCUAGACUAUCAUUGCAUCAAUAAUGUAUUUUUAAUAUGCAGACAUUGUAAAUAUUUUGCUAAUUGAUGAAUAUAGGAAUAGUGUCAUGUAAAGACAGUGAAAAUCCUGUACAAAUUAACUUUGGAAUGAAAUCAAAUGUCUUACCAUUUUGUAAAUCUCAUUUUUUCAUUAUUUUAGUUGGCGAGGUGGUUGCAAUAAUUUCUCAGGUCAAAAAGAUGGGUCAGCUGUUUGGAAUAUUAUAUAUUUCUGAAUAUAAUACUAAUUCAUGGGAUCAUUCUCUAAGAAUGCAAUGAAAAAGCGUUAUCC